This is a messenger RNA of Protopterus annectens (West African lungfish), 1475 nucleotides long. Its product is annotated as sulfotransferase 2B1-like. Lineage: Eukaryota; Metazoa; Chordata; Ceratodontiformes; Protopteridae. Gene Ontology annotation, cellular component: cytoplasm. The transcript is spliced from 7 exons. Gene Ontology annotation, molecular function: sulfotransferase activity. The record is from RefSeq and is a predicted model, not a curated record. The coding region runs from base 217 to 1083 and encodes 288 amino acids. Gene Ontology annotation, biological process: sulfation.
GUACCAAUCAGGGGUCUAGUCUAUUCACUAUCCAGGUAAGUAUACAAUAGCCGAUUCCUGGAAAGAAAAAAAGCUCAAGUCCCUGUAGAGUGACACAUCUUUUAUUACCUGUCCAAGGCUGUGAUCAGCGAAACAAGGAAAUCUCUGCUUAUUCCCACACUGCAGGAGAGACAGGCAACUGUAAAAAUAACCUUGGCACUUAUCUAAUUUGCUAAAAUGUCUGAAAAGUAUAUACGAUACCAGGGAAUCAUUUUUCCUGCCAUCUCCUCAGAAGAAAGUCAUUUUCAAUAUGUACGUAAUGAGUUCCAAGUCAGGGAUAAUGAUAUCUUUAAUAUCACCUUCCCGAAAUCAGGAACUACCUGGAUGCUGGAAAUAUUGAGCCUUAUAUACAAAAAUGGAGACGCAACCUGGUGCAACACAGUCCAAAACUGGGAAAGAGCCCCAUGGGUUGAAGCGAAGGAUUUAUGUGCGAUUGUAGAAAAGAACACUUCACAACGGCUUAUCUCCUCUCACCUUCCUAUACAGCUAUUCCCCAAGUCCAUUUACAACUCAAAUGCCAAGAUUGUAUACACAGCUCGAAAUCCAAGAGACGUUGUAGUGUCUUUACACUAUAUGUGCAAAACGGCACAAUUUCUUGAACCUCCUGAAAACUUCACAGAAACCCUUGAUCUUUUCCUGAAGGGUGAAGUAAUAUAUGGAAACUGGUUUGAUCAUAUCACUGGAUGGCUUGGAAUGAAAGACAAGCUUAAUAUUUUAUAUAUAACAUAUGAAGAGCUGAAAAAGGACCUACGUGGAUCUGUGGUGAAGCUCUGUAAUUUCCUGGGGAAGGAGCUGGAUGACGCAGCUAUUGAUUCUGUUGUGGAAAAUGCCUCUUUCAAGGUCAUGAAGAACAACAAUAUGUCAAACUUCUCACAAUCUGAUCAAAUCAAUGCCAACAUAAGUCCCUUCAUGCGAAAAGGAGUUACAGGUGAUUGGAAGAACCAUUUCACAGUGGCACAGAGUGAGCAUUUUGAUGCUGUUUACCAAGAAAGGAUGAAAGAUGUGAAGAUGAAAUUUCCUUGGGACCAAACUAGCAUUGCAUAGAACUGCAUUGUGGCUGUUCCUCAUUGCUAAGGCAUGAGCUCCACAUGACUGCCUUGCGAAGUGUGAAGUUAGUCUGGGAAUUUUAGUCCACUGCCCAAGUGCAAUGAAGAACUACAUGUAAACUUUGUCCAUGCACAACAGAGCAUUAAAAGCCAAUUCAGUGAUAUGAUAUUUAUUUUUUAUCUAAGACUCACUGAAAUUUAUUAUAUCAAAAUAACAGUUUGCUUUAAUUUUUUUAGUGCCGUGUCUUCAAAUUAUGAAUAUAUCUCUGAAGCUGCUUUUAUUGCAUUCACUAACUUGUGGGUUUACACCAGAGCUUCAUGCAUAUAUGCAGUCGUUCUGAAAAUGUAUACUUCAUAGCUACACGGUGUUAUUAGCUGAAAUAAAAGCAU